CCCGAGUGAAGGUGUGUUCCCACGCAUUCGUGGUUACUGUUUCAUCAAGUAUCUGCUUCAAUUGUAAGAAUCAUGGAUAUUCCUCUGCCCGCAACCCUGCGACUCCCACAUCCUUACCUCACUACAUACCAAAUAGACGAGGUCGAUCGCAAACAGGUUCCUACGAGAUAUGGCGGCAAGCUUCUACGAACUCGCCACGAACCUCGGAAUAAUGGGUCAACACCGACGCGGAAAGAUGCUAUACUUCCUCCAGUAGUGCUUCAUAGCAACGUCUACUUUUCCGAACCUGCUCAGGAUCAGCCCGCCGAUGGGCUACCUCCGGAGAGCAACAAUUUUUUCUGGGGCCGAGUGAGAAGGACGCCAAAAUCAGAUAUUGUAUGGAAUGACAACUCUCAGCCUACAGUGGCUCAACUUUGGCUCAUCGUAUACUCGCUAUUUACUUUCCGCCCAGAGUUGGAAUACUUCCGCAUAGAGCUUAAAGGCUUUGGUCACCGCGAGCUAUCUGAAGAGCUCAAGCAUGUUGGACUGGCUGUCGAACACCCUCUUCCAGAGAAUCGCGAAGUGCCAGCCAGACCUGCAGCGAGCGUUCCAGGAGCUUUUCCCAAUGAAAUCGUACUUCUUCGAGGCAAUUUUUGGCAAGGCGCAGGAUCACCCUUUGGCCCACGGCCAGUAUGGGCUCCAGCUACUGCGACAGUUUCCGGCAAGCCAUUGGACCAAUAUCCAGUCCUGCCAGUGGACUAUGUCGCAGAUACCAAAUUCCCAGAUCAGCGCGUCCAUGCUUUCCACCCUCGGCGACCUGCGAAACCUGCACCUGGUUCGAUUAUGUACAGCAGAUAUAUACCCCAUCUGGAUCAACAUUUCAGCAUGAUUGCUCUAGAUUACAAUAAUGCCGAGCAUCUUGGACUUUUCAACAAAUGGCAGAACGAUCCGUUCGUGGCUGCGGGUUGGAACGAGACAGGGACUUUAGAGGAGCACAGGAAGUACCUGAAGAAUCUACAUGAAGAUGGACACACUAUUACCGUGCUUGCGAAGUUCGAUGACACAUACUUCGCGUACUAUGAGAUAUACUGGGGCAAGGAGGACCACUUCGGGGUCUACUGCGACGCAGGCGAUUUCGAUCGUGGGCGGCAUGCACUUGUCGGCGACACAUCAUUCCGCGGUCCGCAUCGUGUCUCUGCCUGGUGGUCGAGUACGAUUCACUACCUGUUCCUCGACGAACCUCGAACACACUGGGUGAUUGGAGAACCGAAAGCCACGAACUCCACGGUCUUGAGCUAUGAUUUGAUGUGUGGUUUCAAUGUUACUUCAUUUGUAGAUCUCACACAUAAGAGAAGCGGAGCGAUGAAGGUCAGCAGGGAAAGAUUCUUCCAGAUUUGUCCAGUGUACUGGAAUGGAGAGACAAAAGUUGGUGGUACUGGCAUACAAUUGACUGCGAUCCAGUCAAAGUUGUAAUGGGCACGAAGUCAUGUAGCAUUUUAUGUCCAGAAUGCAUUGGUUAGUCUCUGGCAAAGAACAGCAUAAUUUACAACUUGUGAGACUCAAUUUUAUUGUGGGC
This is a messenger RNA of Cercospora beticola, 1555 nucleotides long. Its product is annotated as GNAT family N-acetyltransferase. Lineage: Eukaryota; Fungi; Ascomycota; Dothideomycetes; Mycosphaerellales; Mycosphaerellaceae. The record is from RefSeq and is a predicted model, not a curated record. Gene Ontology annotation, biological process: siderophore biosynthetic process.